This is a messenger RNA of Juglans microcarpa x Juglans regia, 675 nucleotides long. RefSeq lists its product as uncharacterized. The record is from RefSeq and is a predicted model, not a curated record. The coding region runs from base 1 to 675 and encodes 224 amino acids. The transcript is spliced from 4 exons. NCBI's taxonomy places the organism in Eukaryota, Viridiplantae, Streptophyta, Magnoliopsida, Fagales, Juglandaceae.
AUGCCUGUCAAGGUAAUUGUUGAUGAACUCUCUUUGAUUGAUGCACCAGUUUCGGAUGAUGAUUUGACGUUAUAUGUGUUUAAUGGACUUGGUUCUGAGUUUCGAGAUAUGGUAGCCCAUAUUCGCACGAGAGAAACUGCCUUGUCUUUUGCAGAAUUGCAUGAUCUGUUAAUUGGUCAUGAACAAUACCUCAAACGCAUGGAUGGAAACAAUUCAACCCUAGUUGUCACUGCCAAUUCCUCUCAACGGAAGCCCUUCAAUCGUCGCCUGGUCACAUUGCAAGGCAUUGUGCGAAAAUGCAAUCUCACCCUGCUGCUAACUGUACCACUUCUUCGGCUCCAUCGAAUGGCAAAUGGCUGGCUCUGUGAUUCUGCUGCUUCUCAUAAUAUUACGUCUGAUUUGGCUAAUCUCUCCAUUCACUCUGACUAUGAUAGGCAAGAUGAGGUUGUUCUUGGAGAUGGCAUAGGUUUUCAAGUUGCUAACAUCGGUUCCACCACUAUUUCCUCCAUUUCUCGUUCUCUUCCUUUAAAUGAAACUUUGCAUGAUCGGAUGACUGAAGCGGUGCUCAUGCGAGGUCGGUGUGAAGGUGGAGUUUAUCCCAUGGAACUAUGUUCUCCCCAACCUCAGGCACACGCUGUCAACUUGGCUGGAACUCUUGCCUCGUUUGAUUGCUAG